Messenger RNA from Cynara cardunculus var. scolymus (artichoke), 1539 nucleotides. Its product is annotated as cytochrome P450 76A1-like. Lineage: Eukaryota; Viridiplantae; Streptophyta; Magnoliopsida; Asterales; Asteraceae. The coding region runs from base 1 to 1539 and encodes 512 amino acids. The transcript is spliced from 2 exons. Gene Ontology annotation, molecular function: oxidoreductase activity, acting on paired donors, with incorporation or reduction of molecular oxygen; heme binding; iron ion binding. The record is from RefSeq and is a predicted model, not a curated record.
AUGGAAUAUUACUACGAGCUUACGGGGUUUGUUUUACUUUUGUUCCUAUGUGUUCACUGGGUUAACCGUCGCCACCGUCACCGCCGCCAUUUGGAGAAGCUCAGGUGUCUACCACCUGGGCCCACACCAUGGCCGGUGGUCGGAAACAUCUUUCAGCUGGCCUUUGUAAAGGUACCUCACGAAUCAUUUGCUCAACUGGCUCGUGUUCAUGGUCCCAACAUCAUGACCCUUUGGCUAGGCUCCAUGUGCACGGUGGUCAUCUCCUCCAACGAGGCGGCACGUGAGAUGUUCAAGAACCAUGAUGUGGUGCUCGCGGGUCGGAAGAUCUACGAGUGCAUGAAAGGAGACUUCGGAGAGGAGCUGGGGUCCAUGAUAACUGCGCAAUAUGGCCCAAAAUGGCGAAUGUUGAGAAGACUAUGUAACACAGAAUUCUUCUUGAACAGUCGCUUGGAUGCCACUUCCGGGAUCCGCCAUAGAUGCAUCGACAAAAUGAUGCAAUCUAUGCACGAAGCUAGUGGCAGUGGUGCUAAUAGCAUUGAUGUGGGUAGGUUUUUCUUCUUGAUGGCGUUUAAUCUGAUUGGAAACUUGAUGUUUUCGAAGGAUCUUUUGGAUUCAAAGUCGAAGAAAGGAGCAAGAUUCUUUCAUCAUGCUGGAAAGGUGAUGGAAUACGGUGGAAAACCUAAUGUGGCUGAUUUUAUGCCCUUUUUGAAGUGGCUUGAUCCACAAGGAAUAAGGAAAAACAUGCAACUUCAUGUGCGUAAAGCUUUUCGUAUAGCUGGAGGAUUCAUCGAAGAACGAAUGGUUGGCUUAGAAGAGAAGGCCAAUAAGAGAAGCAAGGAUUUCUUGGAUGUGCUGUUGGAGUAUCGUGGGGAUGAUAUAGAAGGACCCUCUGUGUUGUCUUCGACAACCAUCAAUAUUAUCGUGUUCGAAAUGUUCACUGCGGGGACUGAUACUACUACAAGCACCUUAGAAUGGGCAAUGGCUGAACUGCUACAUAACCCUCAUAUUUAUGAAAAGUUGAAAACGGAAUUGCGAAACACAAUUUCCCCUGAUGAAAAGUUUGAAGAGAAGCACAUCGACCAUCUACCUUACCUCAAAGCUGUGAUCAAAGAAACACUCAGGCUUCACCCACCGCUCCCUUUCUUAGUCCCCCACAUGGCAAUGCAAUCAUGCCAGAUGAUGGGGUACAAUAUCCCGAAGGAAACCCAAGUGUUGGUGAAUGUCUGGGCGAUUGGGCGUGAUCCUAGGACAUGGGAAGAUGCAUUGGAGUUCAAGCCAGAUAGGUUCUUGGAAAGGGACAAGAUGGUCGACUACAAAGGGCAACAUUUUGAAUUUAUACCAUUUGGUUCUGGGCGAAGGAUGUGUCCUGCUAUACCACUCGUCUCAAGACUGCUUCCAAUGGCUUUGGGCUCGAUUUUGCAUAAGUUUGAUUGGAUUUUGGGGGAUGGGGUUAAGGCAAAGGAGCUCGAUAUGAGUGAAAGAAUGGGUAUAACUCUUAGGAAAGCUAUUCCUUUGAAAGCCAUACCGAUUCCAUACUAG